Gossypium arboreum is the source of this 2647-nucleotide messenger RNA. Its product is annotated as receptor-like protein Cf-9 homolog. The record is from RefSeq and is a predicted model, not a curated record. Bases 1 to 2247 code for a protein of 748 amino acids. The transcript is spliced from 3 exons. Gene Ontology annotation, molecular function: protein binding. Lineage: Eukaryota; Viridiplantae; Streptophyta; Magnoliopsida; Malvales; Malvaceae.
AUGGAAAAUUGCAAACCCACCAGGACUCCCGUAAGCAACACCGAGAUUUUUUCAACUACUGAUGGUGCACCACCAACCGAUGCAACCCGUUUUCUUUGUUUCAAAACCCACUUUUCCAUUAACCAAUCUUCUUCAAAAGAUUGUGAAUAUUCUUAUCCUAAGACCACCUCUAGGAAGAAGGGUACAGAUUGCUGCUUAUGGGAUGGAGUGAGUUGCGACAACAUCACCGGUGAAGUCAUCAGCCUUGACCUGAGUUGCAGUUGCCUUUCUGGCACAUUCCCUUCCAACACCACCUUCUUCCUCCUUUCAAGCUUGCAGAGGCUGGACUUAUCCUUCAACGAUUUCAGGAAAUCCGAAAUUUCCUUCAACUUCAGUCGCUUUCCAAGCUUAACACACCUUAAUCUUUCCAGUUCAUGGUUUUCAGGUCCUGUUCCCUACGAAAUCUCCUAUCUCUCCAAUUUAGUUUCAUUGCAUCUUUCCUACCGUCCAUCUAUAGAUCUCAUUGGCUUUCAAGCGCCUGGACCAAUUUUGACACUUGAAAAAUCCGCUGUAAACCGAAUAGUCCGGAACUUGACACAGGUAAGGGAAAUUGAUUUGGAUGGAAUAGACAUGUCAUCCAUUGAUCCUAAUUCCUUCAUCAAUCUUUCUUACUCUCUCACAUCUCUCAGUCUUUUGGGUUGUCAUUUGCGGGGAAAAUUUCCGGACAACAUUUUCAAACAUCCUAAUAUCGAGUACCUGAGUUUGGAUGAAAACCCAAAACUCACUGGUCAGUUUCCAAAAUCCAAUUGGAGCAGUCCCCUUGUGGUUUUGAGUGCAUUCGAUUCCAUCUUCACUUGCAAACCUCGAAAACUGAGAAUUCUUGCCCUUGGUUAUAACCAAUUAGAGGGUUGCAUUCCUAAUAACCCAAAUGCAUUUCCAAAUCUAAGCUAUCUUGAUUUAUCUGAUAAUUUUCUCAGUGGUACAACACCAUCUUGGCUUUAUACCAUUCCUCUUUUAAGAUAUUUAAAUCUUGGAAACAAUCAAUUCAAUGGUCAUAUCAGUGAAUUCCAAAACAGACUUUUAAUUACAAUAAUAUUGAAAGAUAACAGCUUUCGUGGUCCGAUUCCAAGCUUAAUUUCUAAACUUGUGAACCUCACUUUCCUUGAUUUAUCGUCAAAUUUCAUUGAAGGUGGUCUCCCAAAAUUACCCCCUAAUAUCAGAUUCCUAUCAGUCUCAUACAAUAAUUUGACUGGAAAUUUUCCUCAUAUAUGCAUUUCAAAGUUUCUUGAGAUUCUCGACCUGUCUCAUAAUAACUUCAGUGGAGUUAUCCCACAAUAUAUUGGAAGCUUUAGCAAGAAUCUUUCAUCUUUGAACUUGAAGAUGAAUAAGCUCCAUGGAACCAUUCCCUCGACAUUUGCAAAACGAUGUGCAUUGAAGAAUCUGAACCUGAAUAGCAAUCAUUUGGAAGGGCCAUUGACACCUUCAAUCACCAACUGCAAAGACUUGCAAGUUCUAGAUGUUGGCAACAACAUGAUAAACGAUAGCUUUCCUCAUUGGAUCGAGACAUUAUCAGAGUUGCAAGUUCUUGUACUCCAUUCCAAUAAAUUCCAUGGUCCAAUAACGGCUCCUACGAGUUCUGGUUCUCUUCCGAAAUUGCGAAUAGUUGAUCUCUCCUGCAACAACUUUUUUGGCCCUCUGCCAACCGGCUACAUCAAAAAUUUCAAAGGAAUGAUCAAUAUUCUUGAUGAUGGCCAAGGGGUGAGAUACAUGGGGGAAAGAAAUUACUCGUAUAACUUUUCUGUUACUAUAGCUGUUAAAGGGUUUGAGAUUGAAUUGAUGAAGAUUUUAACUAUUUUCACAAGCAUUGAUCUCUCAAGCAACAACUUUGAAGGACAAAUUCCAAGAGAUAUCGGAGAGCUUAGUUCGCUCCGAGGGCUUAAUCUUUCUCAUAACAAUCUCAUUGGGCAUAUACUAACUUCACUUAGAAAUAUGACUCGGCUUGAGUGGUUGGAUCUUUCGUCCAAUAAGUUGAGUGGGCAGAUUCCAACGGGAUUGCUAGAUCUGACAUUCCUUUCCGUCUUUAACGUUUCAUAUAAUCAACUUGUUGGACGCAUACCACACGGUAAUCAGUUCAACACUUUUGAAAAUGCUUCGUACCAAGGAAACGAGGGAUUAUGUGGCGUUCCACUCUCUAGAGGCUGCAGCAACAAGGUGUUGGGACAACCACUCCCCGCACCAUGGACGAAUUCCCACGAAGAUGGUGGCUGAAAGCUUGAAUUUGGGUGGAAAGUAGUUGCGAUCGGUUAUGGAUUUGGAUUCAUAUUUGGAGUGGCAACCGGAUGUGGUUGUCUUCGAACGGGUAAGCCCAAAUGGUUCGUGACCUUGUUUGGAGCUCGAAGAGGACGAAGGUGAAAAUCCUCCAAAGUUAAGGCUGAAGGUUAUGAUUAACAUUUGUUUUCUGAGUUUGGUUACAGAGAUUGCAGGUGCAUGUUUGUUAGAAUUUCAGCAGAGAUUAGGUGAUUAUGGUUUGCCUUUGUGUUGUGAACUGUCUCGGUUGAUUAGUGGUUGAUCUAUUGUAUUCAGCUAUUAAUAAAUUUCAUCACAAUUAUCACAAGCACUGCCGCAAGCUAUAAUUUUCAUUCAAUCCAUAUUUAGUUUUCAGAUUUUG